CAAGGAGCAGCAGUUUAAUUUCAGCAUCCCAAAAUAAAUUUGAACCUUUUCACCUGGCGGUCUCCUUCCGGUGAGAUUUUUUCGGCCGCCGCAUGAGUACGUCCUCGCCCGGCGAUGGCCUCGCAGCCCACGCCGGGGUGGGUGCUGCUGCUCAGCCUGCUGACCGGCUGCCUGCCGGCUGCCCAGCCCCGGGACUUCACCGUGAAGGACAUCGUCUACCUCCACCCUUCCACUACACCGUAUCCUCACGGAUUUAAGUGUUUCACCUGCGAGAAGGCAGCAGAUAAUUACGAGUGCAACCGAUGGGCUCCGGAUGUCUAUUGCCCAAGAGGUACAAGAUACUGCUUUAGCCAACACACGAUGAAAGUUACCGGGGAGAGCGUAUCCGUCACCAAACGCUGCGUACCGUUAGAGGACUGUCUGUCUACAGGAUGCACAUAUGUAAAGCAUGAAGAAUACAAGGUGUGCAGCUCCUGCUGCGAGGGCAGCAUCUGCAACCUGCCCGUGCCCAGGAACAGCUCCGAGGCCGUGUUCGCCACGCUCUCGCCGCCCAGCAGCGGCCCGCGCCUCUCCGCCGCCGCGCUGCUGACCGCGGCCUGCCUGGGGCUGCGGCUGGCCGCCACCGACUGA
Messenger RNA from Athene cunicularia (burrowing owl), 630 nucleotides. It is a transcript of the gene LYPD6, whose product is annotated as LY6/PLAUR domain containing 6. Bases 115 to 630 code for a protein of 171 amino acids. The record is from RefSeq and is a predicted model, not a curated record. Gene Ontology annotation, molecular function: acetylcholine receptor inhibitor activity. Gene Ontology annotation, biological process: positive regulation of canonical Wnt signaling pathway. The transcript has 5 exons. Lineage: Eukaryota; Metazoa; Chordata; Aves; Strigiformes; Strigidae.